Molecule: messenger RNA, 1864 nt
Organism: Lutzomyia longipalpis
Lineage: Eukaryota; Metazoa; Arthropoda; Insecta; Diptera; Psychodidae
Gene: Mlf
Product: myeloid leukemia factor
Exons: 4
Coding region: 122-1024 (300 amino acids)
Biological process (GO): regulation of DNA-templated transcription
Cellular component (GO): nucleus; cytoplasm
Source: RefSeq, a predicted model, not a curated record
UAUGUUUCACAUGGUCGCGAAAGGGUUAAAUAUCAAAUAAAAUUUUAUUCAAUUUUGCGUGUCUUCUCGAAAAGUCUUUGUCCGUAAAUUGCAAAGUGGUCCCCAAAAAUCUCCAACGACAAUGUUUGGCUCUUCGAUGCUCAACGAUUUCGACGAGGAUCCCUUUUUUGGGCAUCACCUUCGUUCAAUGCGACAGAUGAGCAAUAUGAUGAAUUCACUUCUCUCAGAUCCCUUUGGGAUGUUUGGGGGCUUUGAUGCCAUCGGUGGUGGUGCCCCAGCACUGAUGGGUCCCAGCCAGACGGCCCUUACGCCAUUUGGAUUUCCCAACAUUAAUCGCCUCCUCGCCACUCCGGGUGGCUUUAUGGAGCAUCCGGGAAUGCAAUCGUACAGCAGCAGUAGCUACGUGUCCAUGACAUCGGGUCCCGAUGGACGUCCGCACGUCUACCAGGCGUCGAGUAGCACAAAAACCGGACCUGGGGGAUUGCGUGAGACACAGAAAACAGUUCAGGAUUCCCGUACGGGUAUAAAGAAGAUGGCCAUUGGGCAUCACAUUGGUGAUCGAGCGCACGUGAUUGAGCGCGAACAAAAUGCCCACGCUGGCACCCAAGAGGAACGUCAGGACUUUAUAAAUCUCGACGAGGACGAAGCUGAGGAUUUUGAUCGGGAAUUCAUCACAAAAUCCCGAUCAAUGCUCGCUGUGAGGAGCCCACAGUCUACUGGACAGAAUUCCCGGGAACUCCUUGCUCUCCCUGCACCCCCAACCAGAGCCUCACAGUCAUCAUCAGCAAUUGCGGGGGCACGCGAUGGGGAUGCUGUGAGUAGUCGACACAGACGCCCAAGGACAACACAGCCAAUUGCAUCACCAAGACGACCACUGAGGACACCCACAUCAUCACCACUAGCCCUUACAGCGUCUUCCACCAGUAUCCAUCCCCAUCCCUACAGCUCUUCUGCUCCACGACGUCAUCGUCCCAUGAAAGGGGCAUCGUCCACCCACAAUCCACACCAUGAGGCUACACACUAAAUUGAGAAAAAAAAACAAAGGGGCGCAUAAUUUGGACAAAAAAAUCCCCCCGAUGGGGAUUUUUAAAAGGAAAACACAAACAAAAAUAUUCUCCACGUUCUAUACAUAUAAAACAAUAUUACUGCAGUAAGAGUGAAAAAUAUUAAAAGAAAAAAAAAACAAAUCUUAAUUAUUAAUCUUAUAUAAAAUAUUUCGUCAAGUUAUUUAACUGUGAGAAAAGAAUUAAAAAAGAAGAUAAUUGAGAGAAGAAUAAAUGUAUAGGAUUUUAUUGUGUAAUAAUUUUAAGUAACGAAUGAUUGUAAAACGAAAAGGAAAAGAAUCUUCUAAAACAGGUUUUGGAUGAGAACAUCUUCUCGUGUUUAAUGCAAUCUUUUCGCAAAAUAUUCAAUUCAACUUGUCUAUAGAUCAAAAAGAAAUCAACAAAAUACUCCUGAAAUAUUUUUACUUUAAAAAAAAUCUCAUAAGCGUAGAUAAAAGCAGAGAUUUUUUGGCUUUAAAAUCAAUCUUUCAAAAUAAAUAAUGUAGGUAGAACUAAAAAUUAGAACGAAAAAUGAAACAAGAAUAGCAAUAGAAGCAGCAAAAUAUCCACAAAUAUUGACAAAAAGAACUUUUUCUUCACAAAAAAAACGACAAAAAUGGCAAAUAAAAAAUCGAAGAGAUGUAGUUGAACCCAAGAUCUUAUGGAAGUGUUUAGAAAAGUAAAUCUAAAUAAAUAUAAACAAAAAAUAAAUAAAACUUAAAAGAUAUUUAGAAAAGUAUACCUAUUAGGUACGACAGAAAAAUAUUAAUAUUUAGCUAUGUGAAGUGUAAUUGACAUUAAAUUGAUAUUAAAGUGAGAAA